UGCUACAAACAACAUUCCAAAGUGGGAAAUCUUACUGUCACAGGAGCGCCCACUGAAAAAAAAAACUCUCACGCUUCUCACACAGUAACCCUUCCAUGUAUAAAAUCUUGCAUAUAGAUGUUAAUGUUUGUUAUUAAAUUUAUGCACGCGUUGAAAAUAUCAUCAGAACUCUAGAUAAGGAUGACAGACUCCGACACAGUGGUGAAGGGUAAGAUCCACUACUAUGGAAGGGAACAAUACUACCAGGCCAUGCAAAAUAUGUGUGUCACAGCUACUAAGAAGUUUGGUAAUGACCCUGUCUAUCGCUUCUACUCAGCACUGUCUCACCUCCUUCAGGGAAGCACACAGGAGGCCAUCAGGCAACUGCAGCCCCUUCAGAGCGACCGAGAAGUUAUGUUGGGCACUCUCUUGGCCUUGAUUCAUGCACACCGCCACUGCCAGGUGGUGGACCGAGAGGCUGUGGCUCAACUGGAUGCCAAGCUCAAGGAGGAGAGGAAGAAAGCCUCAGAAGUGCCUCUCUACUAUGCUGGAAUGUUUCUUUUCUUGUGUGGGCGGUUGGACAAGGCAAGAGAAUAUGUGGAUCGAAUGCUGAAACUUAACUCAGAUCAUGAAGAAGGUCUGGUGCUGAAGGGUUGGGUGGAGCUGGCUGCUGGGAAGGAAAGCCGGGCACGCAAUCACAUGGAAUACUUUGAUGCUGUCUUGCAGAGAUCUCCUCGUCAUAUGGAUGCUCUGUUUGGGAAAGCUAAGCUAUAUGAAAACCGAAGCAACUACAAGGAAGCCAUGGAAACCUUGAAUCUUCUGGUAGUUGCUUUUCCAGGUUUCACAGCACCCCUUAUAGAGAAAGCUAAAGUGAAUCUCUCAGAGCAAGACUGGGACCAGUGUCUUGAGUCAGCUAAUAGGGUACUGAGUGCUGAUUCACACAACAUUGAGGCUAUCAAGUACCGCACACUGUAUGCUCUGUGUCGCAAGGGAAAUUAUGAAGAUACAGCUCAGAACCUUCGUAAUCUGUAUAGUGAAAUGGACAGAAGUGAGCCUAAUAAUGCAGCAUUGUUCAUCCACAUGGCUCAACUUUUCUCCCGGCUGUGUGGAAGGAAUAGCCUUGUAUUAGAAGAGACCUUCAUGAUGGCCAGCAAGGCAGCUAAGGUGGACUCCAGCAGUGCUGAGUACCUGACAGAGGUAGGCUACCAGUGCCUCCUGCAAGGCCGCAAUAAAGAGGCUACAAGAUACUAUAAAAAUGCUACUAAAUUGGAUGAAUCUUCAGUUGCAGCACUGACAGGAAUCAUAUCUUGUCAACUUUUGGAUGGACAAGUGGACAUUGCUGAACAACAACUGGAGUUUUUGAAAGAGGUUCAAAGAAGUCUAGGUACCUCGCCUGACAUCCUCUACUUAUCUGCUGUGUUGGGACGCAUGAAGAACCAGCCGUCAGACAUCAUCUUAGCUCUACUCCAAGAGGCCAUUGACAACCACUUCAAGAACCACCGAGGGAUGUCCUUUGGUGCCACCUACCUGGCUGCCCUCAAUCCAGACUUCCUGCUCCUAAUUGUGAAUGAGUGCCUUAUCUAUGCUCCAAACCAGCCCAGCCCUACAGAGGGUUUGGGGCAUAAUAUGCCAGGAGUGGUGAAGCAAGCACUGCUGGUGCUGGAGACCAUCACUCGUGCCUGUCCUGCCUUGCUGGCUGCCCUAAUACUCUCUGCUCGCCUCAAAUUUAUCAUGGGGGACAUCAAGGGAUCUGCUGCCUCCCUCCAGCAUGUCCUAGACAACAUUGAUUCCACCAGUUCAGAAGCUCACCUUUUAAUGGCUCAGAUUCAGUUGUACCAAGGGAAUUUCAAACAAGCGCAGCAGAGUUUAGAAGUGGGCCUUUCCUACAACUUUGAGGUGAGGGAGCAACCUACCUAUCACCUUGUGAGGGCGCGAGUUAUGAAGAAACAAGGCCAGUACCAAGAGGCAAUCAACACCCUGAAAGCUUGCCUUAACAUGACCAACACACGACCCACCACUACAAAAGGCAGCCGCAACAAGCCAGACAUGGCUGUCCCAGACCGAGCCUCAGUGUUCCUGGAGCUGUGUGAAGUAUACAGACUCAACAACCAACCCAAUGAAGCAGCCACUGUCAUGACUCAAGCUAUGACUGAAUUUCAGGGUACCAGUGAAGAGAUCAGAUUGAAUAUUGCCAGUGCAGAUCUGGCUCUGCUGCGAGGAGACAUGGAUCAGGCACUUUCCCUGCUGCGUGCCAUUGGGCCUGAGCAACAGUACUAUCUCCAGGCUAGGGAUAAGAUGGCCUCAAUUUACUUGAAUCAUCUCAAGGACAAACGCAUGUUUGCUUCAUGUUAUAGAGAAGUAAUAGAGAAGAACCCCACACCACAGAGCUUUCUCAUGCUGGGGGAUGCCUACAUGUCUAUUCAGGAGCCAGACCGAGCCAUUGAGGUGUAUGAGCAGGCUCUAAAGCGCAACCCUCGGGACUCCGUGUUAGCAUGCCGCAUGGGCGUAGCGCUGGUCAAGACUCAUCAGUAUGGGAAGGCCAUCAACUACUACAAGGAGGCCAUAAAAACAGGCAGCAGCAACCAGCUAAGUCAAGCAAAUCUGUUGAAUCUGCUUGCUAAGAUACAUGAGCGAAAUGGGAACUUUGAACAAGCACUCUCAGUCCUGAGUAAAGGCAAGGAGGUUCAAGUGCGAGUGUUGAAACGAGCACAGGUAGAACUGCCAGAUACAGUACCUGAGCAGAGACGCUUGGCAGGGAGUAUGUGCGGAAAGAUGGCUGAACAUGCUGCCAACCAGCGGGACUUUGAGCGUGCUAUCAAGCUGUACAAGGAGGCACUCCAGCAUGACCCAGAAGACGCACCCACCCUGCUUGCUCUUGCUAAACUAUACAUGCAGACCAAUGAUCUUGACCAGUGCCAAUACACAUGUAUGACCCUCUUGAGGACAGACAAGGAGAAUGAUAGUGCUACCCUCAUGAUGGCUGAUCUCUCCUACCGUAGAAAUGAAUAUGACACUGCAAUGUUCCACUUCCAGCAGCUCCUGGAUCGCAGGCCAGCCUAUUUCCCUGCUUUGGCCAGGCUAGUGGAAGUUAUGAGGCGCACUGGCACCCUGGAUGAGGCUGGUCCAUAUCUGGACCGUGGCGAGCAAGCUGUUCUGAGGCAUAACAUUGAUCCUGGCUACAACUUCUGUCGGGGACUGUAUGACUGGUACCUUGGGAACCCAAAUUCUGCUCUCAAGUAUUUCAACAAGGCCAGAAAGGAUCAAGAAUGGGGUCAACGAGCCAUAUACAACAUGAUUGAGAUCUGCCUGAAUCCAGAUAAUGAAACAAUUGGAGGCGAAACAUUUGAAUCUGUUGAUAGUGAACUGAAUCAGUCUGGUGCACGGGACACUGUGGACAUGGCAAUUAGGACAGCUGACAAAUUGUUAAAGGAACUUCACCCAAAGCCAGGGGAGCAGAUGAUCAGCCACCAGGUUCUCAGUAAUUUCCUGCUACUGGCCACUAAACAGAAGUCCAGUGCUGAACAAGCCCUGCAGGAAUUCAUGAAUAUUGCCAGCCAGGAUAGCUACAAAGAUCAUGUUGGGGCCAUCCUGGGUAUGGCUACAGCAUACAUGAUCCUCAAACAGACCCCUCGAGCUCGUAACCAGCUGAAACGUCUUGCUAAGGCUGUGUGGAACUUUGAGGAUGCUGAAUACCUAGAGAGGUGUUGGCUGCUGCUGGCUGACAUCUAUGUUCAAACUGGGAAAUAUGAUAUGGCAACAGAAUUAUUAAAGCGAGUUCUACAACAUAAUAGGUCAUGUAUGAAGGCUUAUGAGUAUAUGGGCUUCAUUAUGGAAAAGGAACAAAGCUACCGUGAUGCUGCUUUCAAUUAUGAACAAGCUUGGAAGUUUAGCAGCAACACAAACCCAAUGAUAGGAUACAAGCUUGCCUUUAAUUACAUGAAGGCUAGGAGGUUUGUGGAUGCCAUUGAUGUUUGUCACUCUGUCUUAGCGAAGCACCCAGAGUACCCCAGAAUCAGGAAAGAUAUACUAGAUAAGUCUCGAGCAAGCAUUCGUAUCUAAGCUCCCCACACUGAGAGAGACCCACACUGAGAGAGACACACUGCACUACAUUGUAUUAUUUGAGUAUCUGCAUUCAUACUGUUCAUAUUUGGAGGCUUAGUUGCGACCAAUGUGAGUUACCUGUGUCGGCAGUACUUUUCAAAGGCUACUAAAAUUUUUUUUUUUUUUUUUUUUUUUUUUUUUUUUGCUCAAGUGGAAAGGUAUGCAAGGAUUCCUUCAGUUGCAAAUAGAGAAGGGAAAACUUGACUUGGCCAUUGCCUUCAUAUUGUAAAAAAAAUAAAUAAAUAAAUAAAAAAAAAAAAAAAAAAAGCACUAUGACUGGUAUA
This is a messenger RNA of Portunus trituberculatus (swimming crab), 4364 nucleotides long. RefSeq names its product tetratricopeptide repeat protein 21B-like. The transcript is spliced from 27 exons. Gene Ontology annotation, cellular component: intraciliary transport particle A. The record is from RefSeq and is a predicted model, not a curated record. Lineage: Eukaryota; Metazoa; Arthropoda; Malacostraca; Decapoda; Portunidae. Gene Ontology annotation, biological process: intraciliary retrograde transport; protein localization to cilium. Gene Ontology annotation, molecular function: protein binding. Bases 181 to 4038 code for a protein of 1285 amino acids.